Molecule: messenger RNA, 1401 nt
Organism: Naegleria lovaniensis
Lineage: Eukaryota; Heterolobosea; Eutetramitea; Acrasida; Naegleriidae
Exons: 1
Coding region: 1-1401 (466 amino acids)
Biological process (GO): regulation of DNA-templated transcription
Molecular function (GO): DNA-binding transcription factor activity, RNA polymerase II-specific; zinc ion binding
Source: RefSeq, a predicted model, not a curated record
AUGUAUCAACCACACCAACAAACACAAGUUACGUCCCCUUCAUGGUGUCCACAACAACAACAACAACAACAACCAAACACCUCAUUGAACCACCUUCCAAACAGUUCAUUUCAUUCCAUUGCCAUGUCUCUCAACAAUAAGGCAUGUCUUUCAUGUAGACUUGCUCAUAAAGCUUGUGAUAGACAAAGACCAUGUUCUAGAUGCGUGCGGAGAGGUUGUCCUGAACAAUGUUGUGAGUGUCCAGAGAGAAAGAGAGGCCGACCUCGUAAAUGGUCAUCAAAGAAUGAACAAGACGAACAUUUGUCGGCAUCUGAUGCGACCAUAACGACGAAUACGAGUUGUACUUCUGCCACAUCAACCGUGUGCUGUUCUGAUGAAUCCAAUGAAGAAGUAUCUUCACCAAGAGUCUUUUCAACCAUCCAGCAUGUUGAGAACAGCAGUAAUAGCAUUGCUGCCUCUUCGAGUCUUCUUCCUUCAAGAGAGACCAUUUCAUCGUCGUCUUCUUCAUGUGUCCUUUCAAAACCUUUUCACAGCAGCAGCGGUAUUAAAAAGAAGAAUCAUGAAACAGCGCUCGUACGAAAGCGAAAGAAUAUCAAGAUUAUGAAUUAUAAUCCCAAUCAUAAGGAAAAUAGAAGUGCCAAGUUUUGUGUGGUCAAGAGCUCUCCUUGCAGUAGUGAAAAUAGGAAGAAUCGUCGCACCGGUUCAACCAACCCCACCACAACCAUGGUCAAGAAGCUUCUUGAACAAGGUAUGGUUUACAAACAUGAACAAGAACCAUCGCCAUCACAUUCUCAAGAGACUUCUACGUCCAUUAGAAAGCAAGAACAACAAGGCAACCACAACAACAACGUUGACUUCAUCCAUCACCAUGUUCACGACUGCCCAUUACCAACUCAAAUUUAUGCACCUCCUUUAGCACAAGAAGCAUGUGUGAAUUCACACUACUUUGAAAUGACCAGUUGCUACUCUUCGUCGAAUGUUGUUCACACACAGCAACAACAUGCUCCAGCUUUGAAACAUACAGAAACUCAUGGCGCUUCGACUCAACCACACCAUGCAAUAACAACAACACUCACUACCCAACAUCAUCCUGACUCUAGUCCAGCAUUGCCUCCUUUCACUUAUUCACAAGAAGCAUUCAACUUCCCGCAUUCUCGUAUUGCCAUGCUCAAUCGAGGACAAGGUCAUUCUAAUGAAGUUUACAUGAGUCACUCACUUUCACACCAUUCAGCCUCUCGCCCAACUCGGAUUGCGACAUUUUGGAAUUCUCCUUCGCACUACCCAGAAACGUUGUGUCCAAGCAGCCUCAUACCUUCUUGCAUGACACUAGAACCUCAUCAAAACCAACAAACCCCUCUCCCUUCCAUCAAAACAUUACUUAGCUCUCUCGAACAACAAUAA